AUGAAGAUCACCAAAACCCCGAAGCGCAAGCCGGAGGCCAGUGCCGACGUGCUUGCCCUCGUGGCUCGGAUUGCGGAUGCGCCAGGGACCUCCCUUGCGCCGCUCCUCGCCGAGAUCGAGUCGUGGGAAUGGCCGCGUGGCGACUUGUACACGUGGGUGCCUGCCCUCAAUCGUCUCGAUACUGAGCUGGAGCGCAUCUGCACGCCAGAUAGACUCGAGCCUGUACAAAAGACACCGUUUGUGAGCGAAGACCGGGCGCUGCUGCUCUCGAUCUUGCGCUUCACCCGGAUUUUGCUGGAAAACUGCAUGAACCGUAAGCUGUAUGCGUCCUAUGAGCAUCUCAAUCGAUUGCUGGGCACUUUUGAUCAAGAGGUUCUUGAAGCGCUGCUGUACCUCCUUUUGCGGCCUGCCCAGCAACAUAGCGGCUCCGGACGGCAUGACUGGGCCAUUUCUACGUCGCGCUUGGCUGUAUUAGCCACUGCGUGGCCACCGCGCGAAAUCGGUCUUGAUAUGUCCGAUCUUGCGGCUGAACAAGCCGUCAUGCCUUCGUCCUUGCACAGCGUACAUAUUCUCAGCUACCGCGCGCCUUCUGCAGCGCCACCGGGCUCGCCGACCACCACGCCUUCAACACCGGCCAAGGCGCCCACCUCGGGUGAGGCGCCAGGACUUUUGCGUGUGCAAGUCUCGCACCUUGAUACCGAUCCACGAACUCCCGGUGAGAUUGUGCAUGCUACCCCGGAUGCGAUGACCUUAUCAGAGGAGGAGCGAUUCGAGCUCUUCCACAAAAUUCGUGUGGCCAUGGCCUGUCGCGACACAACCUCGCGAUGCCAAACGCUGGUGUGCCGUUUGCUUGCCAUUGCAUGCUUCGCGCAUACGGCGCCCGAAUCCAUGGCCAAUGCGCGUCUGUUCUUGGUCGAGCCUAGCUUAGUGCCACGUACAGCGGCUUUGGUCGUCCCCACAGAGCCGGCCAACGAUUGGGUGGCAAGUGCCGCGUUGUAUGCUCUUGACUCGUUUGGGCACUUCCGUGUGCGUCUAAGCGAAGUGUUGACGGCGGUCAAUGCAUCGGUCAGUCAUGGCCUGCUUCUCCAGCGCUUGCGGUCGAUGACAGAGAGUCUUGCGGCGAUGGCCGACGCGCCGACGCCGCCCUUGUCGACGCAUGCCGACGCCUUUAUCGAUGCGCUGAUUACCCUUGUAGCCAAUUUGACUACGACGGUGUCAGGAAGCAGUAUGGUCGUCGGCGCUGGCCUCAUUCCGCAGCUCGUCGAGAUAGCAUGCCUCUCGUCCGAGCAGAAUGCCCUCGUCCAUCGUACGUGUGCGCGUGCCAUUGGCCUGCUGGACAAUGCCAUGUAUGCCUAUCCACCGGCCUUCCAGCAAUUCACGGCCGUGCACGGUGUGGAUGCCCUGAUUUUGCGUAUCUCUGUGCAAGUGAAGCAAGACUGCGAAGCGACGGGGCCUGUUCGCUACGGACGUUUGCAUGUACUGCGCCAGCUCUUCCGGUUGUUUUACCAUCUGAUGACCACUGCGGGAACGGCCGAAGGGCUGCGUACUGUGAUUGACUCGCCGAUGUUGCCCGCCCUACGCACGAUUUUCGAGCAUCCUCAUGUGUUUGGCUCGCCAGUGCUGGCACAGGCCGUGACCAUUAUGGCCACAUUGGUCCACAAUGAGCCGACACAGCUGACGACCGUGCAAGAGCAAGGCCUGCCGGAAGCGUUCCUUAGUGCGCUGGAGGCGGACAUGGAGCCCAACGUCGAGUUGCUUACGGCCAUCACGACAGCCCUUGGCGCCUUGUGCCUCAACGAAACUGGCUUGCGUCUGGUCCAAGCCAAGCCGAUUGUCCCAUCUCUGCUGCGUGUGUUGGACGAUGCCCGGUUCCAUCGUAUCUUGCUGGACCGCGAUAAUGCUAAUGUCCUAGGCGCGUCCAUGGACGAGCUCCUACGCCACCAUCCCACGUUCCAGGAUAGUGUGCUGGACGCGCUCGUGCGUGUCGUGGAUCGUAUUGUGGAGGCAGGCCGAACGUUUCAGCCGCCCGCCGAGCCCGCGGACGCCCGGAGCUUGUAUGUACUGCCACCACGCGAGCCUUCGUUGACGCUAGCGCCGAAGCGUAUUGCUACCUCGCUGGUCACAUUGCGGGAACAGGACCACAGCGUACCACCUGCUGUGCCAGGCGACGUGAACGAGCCGUUGCAGUCGUUUGAUGUAUUGUGCCGCUUUCUGGAAGGCCUAUUUCGCAAUGCCGCGCUGUGCCGCGACUUUAUGCGUCGCGGGGGCUUGAUGCGUUUGUUGGCAUUCCAAAGUACGCCGUGCAUUGCGUACACGUUUCCAGCGACGCAGACAGCCGACUCUACGGUCGUCUUACUGCGCACGAUGGUCGAAGAAAGUCCCAGCUCUGUGAUGCAUGCUCUCCUACAGCAAUUGCAACAUUCGAUGCUCGAAUGGGAGGCGGAUUGGCUGGCUUUGUUGGAUCAUGGCACACCUGCCUCGUUCCGUAUGUUGGUGCGUCUGCACACACGUGUCCAUCUUCUUUCGGAUUUGUGCCAGGCAUUCCACCAGACCUUUACGCUUGCGCAGGCCGGCUCCAAAAUUCCUAUGGCGCUACUCAGUGCGUUACAGGAAGGGGGGGACCUCACUACACUUACGCAGCUGGGCGAAUUGCUGCGCUGUGUUGCCUGGGAAUCGAUGCAAUUGCAUGCCGCCCUAGGUUCGCAGGCGACACAUCCAAGUGUCUAUCCUGUGGUAUACAUGGCAGACCGUUUAGCUGCUGCGCUGGUCGGCUUGCUGGGUGUCGUUGCGCGACUCUGUGUGCCUCGUCGCACAAUGGAUACCGAGUACUGGCAUGUGGCCACAAACACGGCCCAUACACUCGCGCAGAUGAUGCAGGCAUGGUCGACCCUGCGGCCUGCUGUGGCGGAUUCCGAUGCAUGGGCCGAGCAUACCUACCUUAGUCUGGUCUCUGCGCAUUUGCUGUACGACAAACGUUCCUUGUCAUCGUCGCAAGUGCAUACCCUCUUGCUGCAGGCAUGUAUGGAGCAAGGCGCCUUGGAUACCAUGUCGUCGCAUGUGCGUGCCAUGGUGCCCUUGUUCACGCAGCCUCCCUCCGACGACGCAACUGAGGUAGGCAUGAGCGCCAAGGCCCAUGCAAUCAAUGCCAUUCGAGCUUACUUUGACUUGCUGGUACGCUUGGUCCAAGCGCGGCCUUUGUUGGAUGCACCGCAGCCAUCGCACUCGCCCGCCGACGGCGUGCAGCCCUAUGUGCUGCUUGUGGACGUGCGUCGUACCGCCCUGCGAAUGUGCUCGUGGAUGUGGAUGGAAGCGUGGCUGCCUACGCUGCCAUUGACCACCAUUCGCCUGUUGGUCCAAGUGCUUGGCCUUAUACUUCAAGCCGACCGUGAAACGCCACCACUGCCACGAAGCGAACCUGCCGUGAGUGAUCUUCCUUCAGCCUUGGCCGCGACACUCGCCGGGGUCUCGCUGCCCAACCAAGGUAGUGGGCCUCGCGCUUUGCCUUCGUCGACGCCCCCUGUCGACGAAACGCGUCUCAGCCAGUUGGUGGAGAUGGGAUUCCCACGUGGCGCAGCGCGGCGCGCCUUGCAGCGGUGUCACAACAACAUCAGCGCGGCCACCGAGUACAUUUUCACACAUCCUGAGCUCGAAGAUGAGCCGGAUGAGCCGACGGCCCCUAGUGAACCUCAAGGUGAGACGCAGGAAACGCCUGCUGCAGAGGCACCGGUCGAGGCAGAGGCACAACCGCCUGCGCCCGAACGAACAACGCCUCGCGCGCUUGCCGAGUCGCCUCACAAGGCCGAUCUCGAUGCGGAGCGGACUGCGUUCCGACCUCAGUUCUUCCCACGACUAUUAGAGCUGGCAGAUACACACGAGCCCUUGGUGUUUGACGCUAAGCAUGUGUUCGGCUACGUUGUGCAAGACAAGGAGCGUUUGCCUGUACUCUGGGCCUCCGUGGUGGAUCGCGUGCCGAUGCAGGCCAACGAUGCGCAUACCCCUAUGCGUUUGCAUUUGCUAGCGCUUCUUCUCACGUUUGACCGCAUUUCUCUAUCCUUGCCAUGGUCGACCAUGCCAGCGCUGGGCGAGCGUCUUUGCGCAUGGAUCGAAGCGUACACUGCGACAUCGCCCCUCUCUGCAUCGCCGACCUGGCUUGCCUCGGCGUGGAUUGCCCUGAGUGGGAUGCUGGGGUUGGCCGAGGUCCCGGACGAGACCCCGACACCGUCCAUUCUGCCGGACGAUCGCCUGGCGUUCCUCCACAUGGCACGCACACGUCUUCUUUCGCCGGCGCGUGUCAUCCUCCAAUCCGCCUCACAACAUUCGCCAAGCAUUGUUUUGGCAGUGUGCCGGGCCCUGGUCUUGCUCACACGCGACGAUGCGACGGCGCAAGCAUGGGCGCGCGAUAAUGGCGUGCGUACGCUCCUGCAAGUCUUGUGCACGCGUCGCUUUGCUGCCUUGACGGCAUACCAACGCCUCGUCGUGAUGAUCCUGCGCCACAUCUCGGAAGCGGGCGGCGCUCUCCUCCCGGCUAUGGCCAAGCGUGUACACGCAUGGAUGCAGCCCUCGUCUGGCCGUACACGCUCAGCGGAUGUAGCCAACUUGCUUAAAUCGCUGAGCUACACAGUACUUCGCCAGCCCACCGUAUUUAUCGAGGCUGCUUCGUGCCAAUUGGAGCUGGUCGAAUACGAUAAAGAACGGACGCAGGUACCUGUGCGAUUACUGCAAAACGCUACCCUCCCAACGGAGCCACAGGAGGCGGAGAGAAUGCGAGUGGAUGUGAUUCAGGCACUAUGGCAUGAGUUGUAUGGUGCCUUGUCGGGGGAGGCACAGCCUUCUGAGGCGCCUAGCGGGACCAACGACGUGGUGAUGUCGGAGGCGGAUGCACGCGAUGCGUAUGCCUACUUCUUGCUACAAUGCUCAAUGGAGCUCGUAUCUUCGUACAUGGGAAGCAAGGUCGGCCUGCUGCAAUGCACUCUGCCUACGGGCGUGCCUGUGUUGACCUAUCUGUUGCAAGAGAUUGUGCCUGUUGGCUUUCUUCAAGCGUACGACGCCGAGGAGCUACGAAAGCGCAUGGCCGAAUCCAACUGGGCCAUGUCGUUGCUAGUGGCCUUGGCCGCCGACCCUGAGCCCUCCACGGAUGCGAUGCGUGUGCCUGAGGCCUUGAUUGGUGUACGCAAGGCGCUCCUGGAUGCACUGCACAAGGCGCUCCGCGAUGCGUUGCUCUCAUCGGAGGCCGUUGAAAUUCGGUAUGGACGCAUGUAUGCGCUGAGUGAUCUGUGCCAUCGAUUGCUUACCGCGCAGCCGCAAGCGGGGUCGAAUGCGAUGAAGCGGGCGCCUGUGGUUCUGCACAUUGCCAAGACUAUGCUGGAAAAAAACUUUGUGCCGCUACUCACGCAAGUACUGGCAGAUUUGGACGUGCAUACUCCGUCUGUGCGUUCACUCGUGGAUGUUGUGCUUCGUCCGCUGGAGCAGCUGACAAAGAUGUCGGCCAAAGUCGCCAAGGCUGAUCGACGUAGUGCGCGUGCCCGCGAGCCAUCGGUCAAUGCGGAUACGCCGUCCUCGCCAUCCGUCAUGUCUAGCGAUGGCCUGGUUGACGACUCCUACGAGGAGGGUGACGAAGACGACAUGCCGGCGCCCGACUUUUACCGCAACUCGUCUCUAGGCAUGCAUACCGGUGAAAUGGAGCAGGGCGCGUAUGAUGAAGACGACCUCAGCGACGAUAUGGACGAUGAAGAUGAGAUGGAGAUGGAGGAGUAUGUGAGUGAAGAAGAAAGUGAGUUAAGUACCGACGCGGAAGGUCUAGAUGGUGACUCGACACAUGUUGUGGAAGUGAUGGAAGAAGACGAUUCGGGCGCAGAGUCGGACAGUGUUGAUGUGGACGAUAUCGAUGAAGAUGAUCACGACAUGGAUGACUUGCAUGAAGACGACUUGUACGACUCAGAACUGCCCUGGGACGAAGAGUCGGGGGAUGCCUUGUCGCUCGAUGAGCAUGACUAUGACUAUGUUGUCGAUGAUGAGGGUGAUAUUGAGGUGGAUGCUAACAAUGGUGGUGGCGUCGACGAGAUUUUGGAGGCUCUAGAUGAUAUGGAGGGCGGUCAAGACGACGAGAUGGACGAUCAUGAUGGCAUAGACGAUGAAGGUGAUUCGGGCGAUGAGUUGGGCCCGGGCCCGAUUCGGCCCCUCGAUAUGUCGGAAGACCUGCGGUGGCCAUCGCGUAGCCACGACGACCGAUUCGGUGCGAACUGGUCGUGGACGCAACUCCCACGCUCGUCUCGUCGUACUGGCCCCGCGAAUGGGCCACCUACGUUCUUCGCCCUGCCGUCGUCAGAGACGCCAGCGCCUGCACGUGCAUCACACACAUCAUCGCGGCCUACGACACACGACCAAGAUGCUGGCUUCCAUCCCCUCCUAGUGGACGACCAGCCUUCGUCCUCCGACGGCGAUGGACCCACAUGGGCUCGCUCUGUAGAGGCGCUCAUGGGCGGUGGCACAAUGCAGUUCCUUGAGAUGUUCUUGCAGCGAAAUAUGCCCAACGGCGCAGACGCUAGCAUCCGCAUUGAGCUGGAUCACGGGCAUGGCACGCCACGUAUGCAGAUCGCGAACAUUGGAGGUGAUAUCAACAUGGUACCUGCCUCCUCCGAUCCUUCGGCGGCAGACCCGCCUGCGCCCAAUGCACCAGAGGCAGAAGCCCCUGCAUCGGUUGAUGUCGUGGCCGAGUCGCAACGCUUUACGCCAUUGUCCACCGAAGCGCGACGUGGCGAAGAAGCGCAUGUCCUGCUGGGCAAUGCAGCUGCGGAAUUGGGCUCAGCACUUCGCACACAAUUGGUGCACCGUCUGCUGCCCGCUUACGAAAAGCGCAUGCGCGACACUUCGACCAGUGUUGCGCAGCGAUCCGCCUCAGACUCAAAGCGCAAGCUCGAAGCGAUGGAAGACUAUGAAAGCAAUACGCCGCCACGUACGUUGCGUGAGAGCGUCACAAGCAGGCUGUUUGGACCAAGUGUAGAGCUGCCAGAGUCUGAUAUUGACCCCACGUUCCUGGAAGCCCUCCCUGAGGAACUGCGCGAAGAAGCUAUUCUUAGCCAGCAGCUCGGCGCUCGGCUCGCACGGGGCUCGCAAGGCCUUGCACGUGACUUCUUGGAAGUGCUACCACGGAGCCUGCGUGCCGAGCUGCAACGGGUGGACGAGCCAACGGCCGGAUCUGCAACGACACAGCCUGAAUCGCAGUCGUCGUCGGCCAACCCAUCGCAAGACCGCGAAAAUGCACAGGAGACGCACGCGCAGCCACGCGAAGCCAUCCAAUUGUUGGAUCGCGCUGGCUUGGCCUCCUUGGUCCGCUUGCUCUACUUCCCUUCGCUCAGUUCGCGCUCAUCUCUUUUGCACAAGGUGCUAGCGCAUCUGUGCGAGAACGCACGUACGCGAGCUGACCUUAUGCAGCUGCUUCUCAUGGUAUUGGUGGAAAGUACCCACAGUACGAGCGCCGUGGAUCGCUCAUUUGCUGCCGUGAGCAGCAAGGCAUCCAGGCAUACUCCUCAGCGAGGCACGCCUCGUCGUCCACCUACCACGCCCACACCCUCUGCCUCUGGACUGCUGCCUACGCUACCCACGCCCUUGACGCCCAUGGGCGAAGAGGCACCUCAUUUGCUGGCAUCGCGCAGUCUGGAAACCCUCUCUCAUCUUGCGCAUGCUCAUUCGCAAACGGCCCUAUACUGCCUGCGCGAAGAUAAGCAGAAAAAAGGGGCGAAACGUGUGCCUGUCUAUGUGCUGCUAAGCCUAUUGGAGAAAGAUGCUAUCCUUUCUCAUGCUCCGCUUGUGCAAGCACUAGUGGCCCUUUUGCACUCGGUGACCAAGCCGCUGACGUACAUUCGUAAGGAUGCUGAUGGUGCCUCGUCCUCUACCGUGGUGUUGGGCGAGCCGUAUGAGGGCGUAGAAAUUGCAGCUAUCCCCGCAGAACGAAUGGCUGCCAUUGUUAAGCCACUGCAUACCCCCAUGUCCUCCAAAGCUUUCCAACACACACUGGGCGUCGCUUCCCAUUUGUCGCACAUGCCGGGUGGUAGGGAGGCCAUCAGCGAAGCGCUGCAAAAUGCAGCUACCAAGGCAUCUCACUCACUUGUGAACAGUUUGGAUGCUUUAAUCCAGUCCUUGCCGCCGCCACCUCCCGAACAGGAAACGGACGAUGACCAAGGUCAGGAACUGUCCAUUCGCCCUCCUCCUCCUCCCCCACCUACGCUGCACACGUCUUCGGAGCCACUGGCCAAACUAGCUAGUCCUACUAGUGCGCAGGCCGAGUUUCUACGCUGCCUGCGCGCGCUGGACUACUUGUACAUCCGCAAAUAA
Malassezia pachydermatis is the source of this 8331-nucleotide messenger RNA. RefSeq names its product e3 ubiquitin-protein ligase huwe1. Gene Ontology annotation, molecular function: protein binding. The record is from RefSeq and is a predicted model, not a curated record. The transcript has a single exon. NCBI's taxonomy places the organism in Eukaryota, Fungi, Basidiomycota, Malasseziomycetes, Malasseziales, Malasseziaceae. Bases 1 to 8331 code for a protein of 2776 amino acids.